UCUCUCACACACUCGCAUCAGAUCUUCAUCUCUGACCGUCCGAUCAAUCCAGCGUCAUUACAACGUUGUAACAAAAUUCCAAUCAACAAACACCGUCGCACCCCUCUCCCGCUCUCCGGCCAAGAAAACGAUGUCGUCUAGCGCCGAAUCUCCGCCCCCCGCCGCCGUCGAUCCAACGCCGUUACUUUCCGAUCAGAUCUUCCGCCCUCGCCGCCGCCCUCGCUUCCUCCGCCGUGCACCCAGCCUCCGCGGCGCCGCUAACUUCCUCCGCCGCGCCAGCAGCCGGAGCCUCUCCUUGCGCGAGCCCUCCGUUCGCGUCCGAGAAGCGGCCGCUGAUCAAAUCGAGGAGCGGCAGAGUGAUUGGGCUUACUCUAAGCCGAUUGUCAUUUUAGACCUCGUUUGGAACAUCGCCUUCGUUGUCGUCUCAAUUUCGGUGCUGAUUAUGAGCCGGAACGAGACGCCUUCGAUGCCUCUGAGGCUCUGGACUGUGGGCUAUGCGCUGCAGUGCGUUCUUCACGCAGUGUGUGUUUGCUGGGAGUAUAUGAAGAGGUAUUCGGAGCGGAAUUUGGAAGGGGGCGACGGACCUCAAUUAGGGCAUGUGAGGAAUUACUCCAAUUCGAGCUCCGGGAGUGAUGAUGUGGAUUCUGGUGGUUAUUUUUCCGAUCACCGCCAAAGUGAUGACGAAUCUAGCGUUGCUAAACAUCUGGAGUCUGCAAAUACUAUGUUUUCAUUCAUUUGGUGGAUAAUUGGUUUCUACUGGGUUUCUGCUGGUGGCCAACGUCUGACUAGUGAAGCACCUCAGCUUUACUGGCUGUGCAUAACAUUUUUGGCUGUAGAUGUGUUUUUUGUUGUCAUUUGUGUUGCUGUAGCGUGUGUUAUUGGACUUGCUGUUUGCUGCUGUCUACCUUGUAUCAUUGCUAUCUUAUAUGCUGUUGCGGACCAGGAAGGAGCUACUAAGGAUGACAUUGAGAGACUACCUAAAUACUUAUUUCGUAGAAUCGAUGAUUUUGAGAAGCAAAGUGGUGAAAUUCAAGGAUCAUUUGGUGGAAUAAUGACAGAAUGUGACACUGACUCACCCAUAGAGCAUGCCCUUCCUCUGGACGAUGCUGAAUGCUGCAUUUGCCUCUGUGCUUACGAUGAUGGAACUGAACUGCGGGAGCUCCCUUGUGCCCACCAUUUUCACGCAGCUUGUAUAGACAAGUGGCUGUACAUGAACUCUACAUGCCCUCUUUGCAAGUUCAACAUACUCAAAAAUGGCAAUUUGAGUGGUAGUGAAGAAGCAUGAUCAUUGAACCACAUCGCUCUGGGCAUUAUUAUUCUACAUUGCAGCCUGGAUGCUGGUGUGUGGUCUCGUCCCUGCCCCGACCGUUGAUGCGUCGCGAGGCGGAAGCUUCCCGUAUAUGGAAUAUACCUACUAUAUAUAUGCAUAGCCCUUUCUUGUUAAAUAUACAAAACUGAUGUUGUAAUGUUGAAACAUUUUGUUUCCAUUCCAAAUUUUAUAAAUGUGAGCUACAAGAAGUGCCAGUUUUUUGGUUUCUCACGAGUGUUUUGUAAGAGGACAACCAUGUAUUUACGCCGACGUCAUUCGGUGAUUUUAUGUAAAUCCUUAGGCGCCAUUAUUCUCUA
Salvia hispanica is the source of this 1626-nucleotide messenger RNA. Its product is annotated as E3 ubiquitin-protein ligase At1g63170-like. Gene Ontology annotation, biological process: protein ubiquitination; ubiquitin-dependent protein catabolic process. Gene Ontology annotation, molecular function: ubiquitin protein ligase activity. NCBI's taxonomy places the organism in Eukaryota, Viridiplantae, Streptophyta, Magnoliopsida, Lamiales, Lamiaceae. Gene Ontology annotation, cellular component: plant-type vacuole. The record is from RefSeq and is a predicted model, not a curated record.